Spirodela intermedia is the source of this 3016-nucleotide messenger RNA. The record is from the annotation of a GenBank genome assembly. Lineage: Eukaryota; Viridiplantae; Streptophyta; Magnoliopsida; Alismatales; Araceae.
AUGAAUAUUGAUUUUCCCACAGGUAUUGCGAAAAUUUCAUGUGGAGAUCAAUCAGUAGAAAUUAAAAUUUUUGAGGUAUCAAAUGAUCUUAAGAAAUCCCAAGUAUAUGAUUGUCAUACCAUAGAUCUUCUAGAUGAUUUUGAUGAUCCAGAUGUUAUUGAUGACUGUGUGCUGGAAGAAUUAGAGGAAAUAGAGAAUAUAAAUUUAGAAGAAAAGAAAGAGGAAGAUCAUCUGAAUUUAGAGUUGAAACCUCUCCCCUCUAGUUUAAAAUAUAUGUUUUUGGAGGAAAAUAAUUCAUUUCCUGUUAUUAUUGCAGCUGAUUUGAGUAAUGAACAGGAAGAAGAAUUAUUAGAUGUACUUCGAAAAAAUAAGAAGGCUAUGGGCUGGAAAAUGGACGAUCUAAGGGGCAUUGAUAUGAGAGUAUGCAUGCAUAGUAUAUAUUUAGAGGAGGGGGCUAGAACUAGCAGGGAACCACAACGAAGAUUAAAUCCUAACAUGAUGGAAAUUGUAAAAAAAGAAAUUUUAAAGUGGCUGGCUGCUGAUAUUAUUUACCCUAUUUCAGAUAGCAAAUGGGUUAGUCCUACACAAGUAGUGCCAAAAAAAUCAGGGAUCACGGUUAUAAAAAACGAAAAUGGGGAGGAAAUACAAACAAGACUAACUACCGGUUGGAGAGUUUGCAUUGAUUAUAGAAAAUUAAAUUCAGUUACUAGAAAAGAUCAUUUUCCCCUACCAUUUACUGAUCAAAUUUUAGAAAAAUUAGCUGGAAAAAACUUUUUUUGUUUUCUGGAUGGAUACUCUGGUUAUAAUCAAAUUUAUAUAAACCCUUUAGAUCAAGAAAAAACAACUUUCACUUGUCCAUUUGGUACUUUUGCUUUUAAACGCAUGCCUUUUGGUCUGUGUAAUGCUCCAGCCACAUUUCAAAGAUGUAUGCUGUCUAUUUUUUCUGAUAUGAUUGGAAAAUGCAUGGAAAUUUUUAUGGACGAUUUUUCUGUUUUUGGUGAAUCAUUUGAUGAAUGCUUAAAUCAUUUACAGCAUGUACUUGAGAAAUGCAUAGAGAAAAAAUUAGUUUUGAGUUGGGAGAAAUCACAUUUUAUGGUUAAAGAGGGAGUUGUGUUGGGUCAUAUUGUGAGUGAAAAGGGUUUAGAGGUGGAUAGAGCAAAAAUCGAUAUUAUAUCUAAAAUGAAACCUCCGAAUUCAGUAAAACAGAUUAGAUCUUUCUUGGGUCAUGCAGGUUAUUACAGAAAAUUUAUUCAAGAUUUUUCGAAAAUUUCUAAACCUCUCACCAUGCUAUUAUCUAAAGAUGUGCCUUUUAAUUUUGAUGAGAAAUGUUUUGAGUCUUUUUCCGAAAUAAAAAGAUUACUUACUGAGGCACCCAUUUUACAAGCUCCUGAUUGGUCCCUUCCCUUUGAAAUAAUGUGUGACGCUUCGAAUUAUGCAGUGGGGGCCGUUCUAGGACAAACAAAAGAGUCAAAACCCAUAGUAAUUUCAUAUGCUAGUAAAACUAUAUCUGAUGCUCAAUUAAAUUAUACCACGACUGAAAAAGAAUUGUUAGCUGUAGUAUUUUCGUUAGAAAGGUUUAGAUCAUAUAUUUUGGGAGCUAAAAUUAUUAUUUAUACUGAUCAUGCAGCAUUAAAAUAUCUGUUAAAUAAGAAAGAUGCAAAGCCACGUUUAUUAAGAUGGAUUUUAUUGUUGCAAGAAUUUGACUUAGAAAUAAAAGAUAAAAAGGGUUUCGAGAAUGUUGUUGCUGACCAUCUUUCUAGAUUAAGUGAUACAGGAAUAAAUGCAGCACCUUUACAAGACGCAUUUCCAGAUGAACAAUUGAUGGCAGCUCAACAUCAACCAUCACCAUGGUAUGCACAUAUUGUUAAUUUUCUGGUUUCUGGAAAAACUCCAGAACAGUGGGAUAAGAACAGAAAAAAUCAUUUCUUUUCUAAGAUUAGAAAUUAUUUUUGGCAUGAUCCUGAUUUAUAUUACUUGGGCAAUGAUCAAAUUUUAAGGAGAUGUGUUCCUGAAGAAGAAUAUCAUAGCAUUAUUAACAUGUGUCAUUCAUCUAACUGUGGAGGACAUUUCUCUGGACGAAAAACAGCUGCAAAAAUUUUCCAGUGUGGUUUUUAUUGGCCUACAAUCAUUAGAGAUUCUAUAGAAUUUAGUAGAACAUGUAUUUCAUGCCAAUCUAUAAGUAACAUGAGUAAAAAAGAUGAAAUGCCCAUGAGUAAUAUGUUAGUAGUCGAAAUUUUUGAUGUAUGGGGAAUAGAUUUCAUGGGUCCCUUCCCAUCAGCUGAAAAAUAUGAAUAUAUUUUGCUUGCUGUUGAUUAUGUGUCGAAGUGGGUGGAAGCUAUUCCUACUAGAACUAAUGAUCAUAAAAUCGUGAUGAAAUUUGUGCAGGAAAAUAUUUUUUCGAGAUUUGGAUGUCCUAGAGUGAUUAUUAGUGAUGGAGGAACACAUUUUACAAAUAAAAAUUUCAGAGAACUGUUGAAAAAGAAUGGAGUACACCAUAGAGUAGCCACUCCAUAUCAUCCCCAAACAAAUGGGCAAGCUGAAGUAGCAAAUAGGGAAAUUCAGAGAAUUUUGAGAAAAAUAGUUAGACCAGAUAGGAAAGAUUGGCCCACGAAAUUACAAGAUGCAUUAUGGGCUUAUAGAACAGCUUAUAAAAAUCCCAUAGGUAUGUCCCCAUUUCGUCUCAUUUUUGGAAAGCCAUGUCAUCUUCCUGUGGAAAUAGAGCAUAAAGCAUUAUGGGCUAUAAAAAAUUUAUGUAUGGAUGAAAAAUCAGCUGGUGGGCAUAGAAUUUUUCAGUUACAUGAACUAGAGGAGUUGAGGAAUGAAGCUUAUGAAAAUCAUAGAAUAUAUAAAGAAAAAACUAAAACUUUUCAUGAUAAAUACAUUAGCAGAAAAAAAUUUGAUGUUGGACAAAAAGUGUGGUUAUAUGAUUCUAGGCUGAAAUUAUUCCCAGGAAAAUUAAAAUCAAAAUGGAAAGGGCCUUAUGUGGUGGAAGAGACAUAUGAUCAUGGGGCUGUAA